Dermacentor silvarum is the source of this 1798-nucleotide messenger RNA. Its product is annotated as protein O-mannosyl-transferase TMTC1-like. Lineage: Eukaryota; Metazoa; Arthropoda; Arachnida; Ixodida; Ixodidae. The record is from RefSeq and is a predicted model, not a curated record. Gene Ontology annotation, molecular function: mannosyltransferase activity; protein binding. Gene Ontology annotation, biological process: protein O-linked glycosylation via mannose. The coding region runs from base 39 to 1370 and encodes 443 amino acids. The transcript has 10 exons.
GGGAAGGCCUGUGCCGACUGCAGACUCUGGGAUUCCGAAUGCUGAGGUGGCUCAGCGUGGUCUCCUGUUUCGUCGUGGUCGUCCUGUUCGCACUUCGCACGUGGGACCGCAACAACGUGUGGGCCUCACGCGAGGCACUUUUCGAAUCUGGCAUCAGAGAUCUCCCUAGGAACGCCAAGGUGCACUACAACUACGCAAAUCUUCAGAAGGAUCUCGGAAACUCGGAACUGGCCAUCAAGCACUACAGGAUAGCGAUCAAACUCUGGCCAGAGCAUGCCAGCGCGCAUAAUAACCUGGGCACGUUGCUCGCUUCGACGGAUGAAUCAGAACAUCACUUCCAGCAUGCCUUGCGUAUCAACCCAAACCAUCCAGGAGCUCACUUUAACCUCGCCAACAUCUACAGUAAACGGGGUCAAAAGGACGUGGCACGGACGCUGCUGGAGCGUGCCUUGGAGUUGGAACCCGAUUUCUGCGAGGCAUACUCGUCGCUGGCGGCGCUUGCCGCCGACGAGGGAGACCAGGCGGAAGCCGAGAGGCUGCAUCAGAUGGCGCUGAACAGCGACGCCCACAAUGCUGACGCCCGCAACAAUUACGGAACGUUCCUACAGGCACAGGGACGCAUGGAGGAGGCGAUGGCCCAGUACCAGCGCGUUCUGCAUACCCAGCCUAAUCACACCGCUUCUUUACUGAACGCCGCAAGAAGCCUGCGUAGCAUGAACCUCAACAGGCAGGCUGAAAGCCUCUAUAAGAGAGCACUGGCAGUCGAGCCGGAUCCCCAAGUGAUGGACAACCUCGCUGUGUUCUACGUGAAUGCUGGUCGCCUGGACGAGGCGCAAAAGCUCUUCGAAGAUGUGCAGCGGCUCUUCCCAGAACACCUGGAUAGCAAGGUUCACCAUGCCCAGCUACUCGUUCGUCUCAGGAGUUUCCGCGAAGCUGAACAUGUGCUGCUCGAGGUCAUCGAAAAGAACGCCACUGACAGAGAGGCGCUGCACACGGCUGCGCUGCUUUACAAUCACACCAACCGUACAGUUGAGGCAAUGGACUACAUAUUGAAGGCACUCAAGCAGUGCGAGGUGCGUGAACGGUCAUGCGCCAGGAUACAUUCCGAUCACGGUGACAUCCUGAAGGACUACGGUGAUCUAAGCUCCUCAGCGCAGAGUUACGAGGUUGCAAUUGAACUGCAACCAGAUCUGCCACACGCGCAUUUGAAUCUUGCUGUGAUCAGGCACUUGGAGGGCGACUACUCGGGUGCAUUUCGACACUACCAGGUGGCUCUGUCGCUCGACCCGAAGAAUAAGCUCAUCAUAGACAACAUGGCCAAACUCAGGCGGCGGUUGACUCGGCCUCAGCGCUCCCAAGAUUGCCUUUAAAAACUUAGCGUUUGUAAAAUGCAUGGUCGUUCAUACGUCAGCCCCCUCACGCGGCGAACUUUCACGCUGUGUGUGGCAGAGGCUGCUCGCUUGUAGCGUGAAUGACUGUGCUUGCACAUACUGUUUAUAUUGAGUGCAGCGUGAAACGUUUCCUCAGAAAACUACCAGUUUUCCGCUAAUGGCUCUUGGAGGGUCUUAUCGUGAUGAAUUAAGGACGAAUUAUGGUGUUCCCUUUGCGUGAUAUCUCGAUAGGGUGUAAAUCACUGUCUCGUUUCAUGGUAUAGGAUGCAGCUGCUGGUACUGGUAGCAGCUUCCAUAUUCUCGAAUUCUGCGCCCCUUUGUGAUGAAUUGUUGUGCUGGGCUCUUAGGAACGCCUAUCCAACAUUCGCACCCUCGUCACCACUCUACCAGCUUGGUACAAAGAUAUA